Molecule: messenger RNA, 1086 nt
Organism: Leishmania mexicana MHOM/GT/2001/U1103
Lineage: Eukaryota; Euglenozoa; Kinetoplastea; Trypanosomatida; Trypanosomatidae
Product: putative U3 snoRNA-associated protein UTP11
Exons: 1
Coding region: 1-1086 (361 amino acids)
Biological process (GO): rRNA processing
Cellular component (GO): nucleolus; small-subunit processome
Source: RefSeq, a predicted model, not a curated record
AUGACGAAGGGGAAAGGGCGCAACCCAGGCGCCAGCGGGCUCGACAAGCACCUCAAGCGCAAGACCCACCUAGAACGGUCGCAGCCGAAGUCGCGCCAGCAUCUCGGCCAGCUCGAGAAGCACAAAGAUCAUGUUCUCCGUGCAAAGAAGCGCAAGGUUAAGGUGCGCCGCCUGCAGGAAAUCAAGCGCGCCGCAGCGCAGCGCAACCCAGAUGAGUUCAACAUUGGCAUGACGAAGGCGGUUAUGGAUGUGGCGAAUGGCCGCAUGAGGAAGCGCCGGGUCCGGCUGGUCGACUCUGACCGGAAGAAGGACAUGCAAAAGACGAUUGACCACAACCGGCGCAAUGUGCAGUAUCUCGAGUUCAAGGCCCAGGCCGACCAGCAGCGGGCGACCGAGCUGCUGAACGAGGAGGCGGCGGCAGCGCUGACGUCGACUGCCCCUCAGAACAAGCACAUUGUCUUUGUAAACUCCGAAGAGGAGUUCCGAAGCUUCAACCCGCUCAAGCACUUUGACGCGACGCCGGAGAUGAUGCGGCAGCACCCGGCGGUGCGCGGCCGCAUCAGCGUCCUGGAGAAGACGGUGAUGCCGGAGGAGAUUCUCAUGAGCGGCGGGCACCAGAUGAAGUCCGCCGCACAGAAACGCAAGGAGCGGCGCGAGCUGCAGGAGAAGAUGCGCCGCAGCGGUGCCGACGCCACCCCCGAGACACGGGCCGCCUUUGUGGAGCGCCUGCGGGCCAAGAAAGAGCUCAAGCAGUACCAGUUCACAGAUCUACUGGAAGAGGUAAAGCGCGAGAGAGAGGCGACCGCCUCCUCAUCCAAGGGCGCCACAGGCGAUGACGGCGAGCAUGAGGAGGCGGCGGCGCAGGAUGAGGUCACGCGGCUGCUUGAGUGGCGCCGUGAACAGGAGCGUCAGGCGGCGAUAGCGACGGCGCGGCACGUGCGCGAGGUCGGUCAGCGCCUACAGCGAAGCAAGAGUCUAUCUGCUUUGGCGAAGAGCAUCCGCAAGCAGUCGCAAGGCAUCAAGCGACAAAUGGAGCAGAGGCGGGAGAGCCGCUUCAAGCCCGGAGCGACGCGGCGCGCGCGGUGA